UUUUGCACUUGCCAAAACUGGAAUCUACUAAUCCAGUGGUAUGCGACAAACCGAGGAAAGUUGUGCGGAGAUGGUUUUGUUUUUGGGCCGUUGGAUCGAAUCCAGUGGCUCCCUCCCUUGUGAUUCGCAACUGGUGUAUCCCUUAGAUUCGCAGCUGACGUGUAUAUAUCAUAACACCAAUUCAUAUAGGUUUUCAAAUUGUAAUCUUCGACAACAUCUCAGCCACCACCCACCCCCACGCUGUUCUGUUCUGGUCAAAUCUGCCGGUUGCUGUAUUGUGUGUUCCGAUCAUCUUCGCCGGCGUUCUCUCUGUUUCUCCACAGACACGAGCAAAGACCACAACUUUCUACCUUUUUCGCCGUUUGCUGUUCUGAACAGAUCUGCCGGUUUUAUACUUACCGAUUGUUUAUUCCGAUCAGCUUCGCCGGGGUUCUCUCUGUUUCUCCACAGACUUGAGGGCAAAGAUCGCAACUUUCUAGUUUCAAUUGUGUUCUACCUGUCUCGCCGUUUCAAAUGUGUUCUGAUCAAAUCUGCCGGUGCCGGUUUUUUAUACAUACCGAUUGUCUAUUCCGAUCAGAUUCGCCGGCGGUGUCUCUGUUUCUCCACAGACGCUAGUCGACCUGUCUCGCCGUUUCCCCGCAGAUCUGCUUCCGAUCGUCUUGGCAGUCGGUGUCUCUGUUUGAUGAGGAUUAAAAGGUGCCGGAAUGCACAGAGACGGUCUGCCGCUGCUGAAAUCAUUGGCAGUAACGAGGACCUGGUGGUGGAGAUCCUUGUGCUUCUGCCGCUGAAAUCUGUGGUUCGAUUCAAGUCCGUCUCGAAAGCAUGGUUCUCUCUAAUCUCCGGUCCUACUUUCCCUCUCCUCUGGCAACAGCGUCAACGACAUUCCCAUGAUCCCAAAAUCUCCGGUCUUUUCUUCACCUCUGUAUCCCGAAAGCAAAUCAAAUACAUUCCUCUCAAAGACACAGAUGAUGUUGGAAAAAGCAAGUCUUUAGCUCGCUUUCCCAAUAUGUAUACUGUGGAUAUUAGAAUCAUACACUCCUGCAAUGGUUUUCUACUCUUGUGUUUAAAUCCAAACACUUCCCUGUCCCGAUCUUACCAAGUUUACAAUCCUACCACCAAGCAAUCCCAAACACUUCCCUGGCCCUUUUCCCUUGCUACAUAUCCUGCUGACCCUCUAUAUUUGGCCUUUGAUCCUUCCAAAUCAAUUCAUUACAAAGUUGUUUUGCUCAAGAAAUUACACAAGGGCCAUCGUUUGUAUCAAAUUCAUGUUUAUUCGUCAGAAACCAAUGCAUGGCGUAGACCCUCUGGUGAUCAUUAUUCUUUCUCCUCAGUGGACUUGGAUAAUGGAGUCUAUUGCAAUGGUUCAAUACAUUGGAUUUCCUUCUGGACAGAUGAACCUUCCAAAUACUUUGAUGUUGAACAAGAAAGAGUGUUUCCAAUGCCAUCUUCACCAUUUCCGGAAAUUGAUGGAUUCUGGCAUUUCGGGGAGUCCAGAGGUCAUUUGUAUCUUACUGGGCGCAGUGUUUUUGGCACCAUAUUUGAUAUUGAAGUCUUAGAGAUGGAAAGAGAUUACUCCAAGUGGUCAUUGAAGUAUCGACUUAACUUUAACAUGAUGCUUAAUUUUGUAUCACAGGAGAUGAUCGCACUGCGAACAAUGUCUGUGCUUGGCUUAAUUCAUGGAAAAGAUGAACCAGAUGUGUUUUUGGUGUUAUUUGUGGGCACGAAUAUGAUCAUCUCCUAUAACAUUAAGGAUGACACAUUUAAGAAGUUUCAUGAUGUAGUACACCAUCCUGGUUCUUCUUCGCAGCAGCUUAGGCAGUUCAAAAGCUGCAGGGUCUAUCGAUACAUUGAGACAGUCCUCUCAGUUUGACCAACAGUACAUUUUACUUUGAUUGGGUGUUUGUUUCAGUGUUUUGUAACUUUAAGGGCAUGUUUGGUGUGGUGGAAUGAAUUGGAAUGGAAUGAGAACGAAGGGGGGAAUGGAAUGAGAAUGAAAUGGGAAUAAUGAUUUUCAUUAUACCGUUUGAUUGCAAACAUGGAAGGUGUAAAAAUAUAAUCUCAUUCUCACUUCUUAUUUUUGGUAAAAAAGUUGGAAUAGAAUGAAUUUAUAUGUGUGGUGGAAUGAAUUGGAAUGGAAUGAGAACGAAGGGGGGAAUGGAAUGAGAAUGAAAUGGGAAUAAUGAUUUUCAUUAUACCGUUUGAUUGCAAACAUGGAAGGUGUAAAAAUAUAAUCUCAUUCUCACUUCUUAUGUUUGGUAAAAAAGUUGGAAUAGAAUGAAUUUAUAUUGUUUCUUUAAAUUAUAUUUUAUUAUUAGUAAAAAAAAUUAAUUAAAAAACUUAAU
Messenger RNA from Cornus florida, 2342 nucleotides. RefSeq names its product F-box protein At5g07610-like. The record is from RefSeq and is a predicted model, not a curated record. Lineage: Eukaryota; Viridiplantae; Streptophyta; Magnoliopsida; Cornales; Cornaceae. Bases 41 to 1870 code for a protein of 609 amino acids. Gene Ontology annotation, molecular function: protein binding. The transcript is spliced from 2 exons.